AUCAAACAUGGCCGUAAGAGCAGCGCAGCGGCGUAUAAGUUUUAAUAAUCGCUUUUAUAAUAGAUAUUUCGUAAACAGCUUUGCGAAAUUCUCGACGCAGCAAAAAGAAGGAAGUGAUGAAGUUGUUGAUGAUGAAUUUCGAGUAUUAGAAUUAUAUCCUACGAAAAAGGAUGUGAAGAGAUCUGUUAUACGUUUUCAAGAUGCACAGGUUGCACCCCCUCGAGAAACAAGAAUGCCCAUCGAUCAAGAUUGGCCUAGUGUUUGGCCUACUGCAAAAACAUUUAGACCAUCUGUAGUGCCUUUGCCUGUUUAUCAAGGUUAUGACCAGAAGAGAGCACCACCUGGAAAAUAUGCUAAUGCUGAAUUGAUGAAAAUACCAAAUUUUCUUCACCUUACACCACCUGCCAUAAAAAGACAUUGUGCUGCUAUAAAGAAAUUUUGUACAGAGUGGCCAAAAGGCUUAGAAACUGAAGAAGAUUAUGAUAAGCAUUUUCCUGUUGAAAUCAUCACAAGUGAUUAUUGUCAUUCUAGUCCAACUAUUCGAGAUGAACGUUCUCGUAUAGUCACUCUCAAGGUGAAAAUGAAGAGCUUAAAACUAGAUUACCAUGGUCGUGACAAGUUGUUACGUUUAAUUGGAAAUGACAGAUAUCAUAAAGGAAGUGAUAUCAUCACCAUCAUUUCAGACAGGUGCCCACUUAGAAAACAGAAUUAUGAUUACUCAAUAUACCUUCUCACUGCUCUGCAUCAUGAAUCUUGGGUAACCGAACCAUGGGAGCAUGAAAAAACUGAAGCAGAUAUGGAAAAAUUCUUUUUUGAAAAUAGUAGAAUACAAAAGCAUAUAACAGAAACUGUAAUGAAAAUAAAGUCAACUUCUAAUGAAGAAAAAGCUUUGGCACCAAUGGAGAUUGAAAAAUCUCAAGAAGUAAUUGAAUAUGGAGAUGCUGUAACAAAGCUUAUAAAUGAAGGAGAAGAUGAAACCACUAUUAUGGAUUAUAAAAAAUCUGUACUGAAAGCUUUAGGUUUACAAGCAUAAUUAUACAUACAUUGAUCAAGAUUUGUUGUUCAAUUACUACUUAGUGUCUGUUAUUAAAAACAUUAUCUAUUUGUG
Messenger RNA from Uloborus diversus, 1108 nucleotides. RefSeq names its product 28S ribosomal protein S35, mitochondrial-like. Lineage: Eukaryota; Metazoa; Arthropoda; Arachnida; Araneae; Uloboridae. Gene Ontology annotation, biological process: mitochondrial translation. The record is from RefSeq and is a predicted model, not a curated record. Gene Ontology annotation, cellular component: mitochondrial small ribosomal subunit. Gene Ontology annotation, molecular function: structural constituent of ribosome. Bases 8 to 1033 code for a protein of 341 amino acids. The transcript has 8 exons.